This is a messenger RNA of Vitis riparia (riverbank grape), 2248 nucleotides long. RefSeq names its product disease resistance protein RPV1-like. The record is from RefSeq and is a predicted model, not a curated record. Gene Ontology annotation, biological process: signal transduction. Bases 98 to 676 code for a protein of 192 amino acids. Gene Ontology annotation, molecular function: protein binding. The transcript is spliced from 3 exons. Lineage: Eukaryota; Viridiplantae; Streptophyta; Magnoliopsida; Vitales; Vitaceae.
AUUAGGACCCAAAGAUGCCGUAGGGGAUAUCAAGUAUUGACUGACCACAAGUUAAUCCUCAACUCUCUUUAAGCUUUCAUCCACAAACUCUCCAGCAAUGGCUUCCUCUACCCAAAAACCCUCUUCUUCUUCUUCUUCUACCUCAAUCCGUAAAUAUAGCUUCGAUGUGUUCUUGAGUUUUAGAGGUGAAGACACCCGCAACAAUUUUACGGGUCAUUUAUUCGAAAAUUUGCAUCGGAUGGGGAUUAACACUUUCAGAGACGAUCAACUUGAAAGAGGAGAGGAGAUCAAAUCAGAACUUUUAAAAACUAUUGAAGAAUCAAGAAUUUCCAUAGUUGUGUUCUCAAAAGACUAUGCUCGGUCCAAGUGGUGUUUGGAUGAGUUAGCGAAGAUCAUGGAGUGCAGGGAAGAAAUGGAACAAAUAGUCUUGCCGGUGUUCUACCGCGUGGAUCCUUCUGAUGUGCGAAAGCAAACAGGGAGCUUCGGAGAGGCAUUUUCCAUUCACGAAAGAAAUGUAGAUGAGAAGAAGGUGCAAAGGUGGAGGCAUUCCUUGAUGGGAGUAAGCUGUCUAAGUGGUUUCCAUGUGAAUGAUUGGUAUGAGUCAAAGCAUAUUGAGGAAAUUAUUGAGGAAAUUACUAACUGGAUUUGUAAAAGAUUGAAUGUUUUUACCGAAUAAAGGGCAGACUCGGCUCAGAUGUAUUUCCCAAUAUGGGACUUUUAAGGAUUCUAAAUUUAUAUGAGAGCAGUAUUAAGGAACUCCCGGGCAGCAUUGGAUGUUUGGAAUCUCUUGAAAAGCUUGACCAAACUGCUAUUAAAGGAUUACCUUGCUCAAUAGGUCAUCUCACUAGACUUGAUCACUUAAAUUUGGAAAAUUGUAGAAACUUGAGAAGUCUUCCAAACAUAUGUGGGUUGAAAUCCCUUAAAGACCUAAUUAUCGAUGGUUGUUCAAAUCUAGAGGCUUUUUCAGAGAUCACGGAGGAUAUGGAACAAUUAAAAUACCUUUUGUUAAAUGAAACGGGCAUAACAGAGCUGCCAUCAUCAAUUGAACACCUGAGAGGUCUUGAAUCCUUGGAAUUGAUCAAUUGUGAGAACCUUGUGGCUCUUCCCAAUAGCAUUGGUAGUUUGACAUGUCUUACUCGUCUUCAUGUUCGUUACUGUACAAAGCUCCAUAACUUGCCUGACAAUUUGAGAAGCCUACGGUGUUGCCUAAUAGAACUAGAUCUAGGUGGUUGCAAUCUGAAGGAAGGAGAAAUCCCCAGUGAUUUAUGGUGCUUAUCCUCACUGGAAUCUUUAGAUGUAAGUGAAAACGAUAUUCGUUGCAUACCCGCUGGCAUCACUCAACUUGUUAAGCUCAAAACCCUUUACAUGAAUCACUGCCCGAUGCUUGAAGAAAUUGGAGAGCUUCCAUCAAGUUUAACAACUAUGGGGGCACAUGGUUGUCCAUGCCUAGAAACAGAAACUUUCUCAAGUCCACUCUGGUCUUCUCUGCUCAAACACUUCAAAUCACCAAUUCAGUCGUCAUUUGUCAUUCCAGGAAGUAGUGGAAUACCAGAGUGGGUAAGCUAUCAGAGAAUGGGGUGUGAAGUAAGAAUAGAGCUCCCAAUGAAUUGGUAUGAAGAUAACAACUUCUUGGGAUUUGUUCUAUUCUUCCAUCAUGUUCCCCUUGAUGAUGAUGAAUGUGAGACAACGGAAGUUAUUCUUCCACAUAGUAAAUUGACGAUAUCCCAUCGUGAUCUUCCACAUUGUGAAUUGACGAUAUCCCAUGGUGAUCAAUCUGAACUACUGGAGUAUAUAUCGUUUCAUUCUGAAUGUAAAACCUACUGGAUUAGGUCAUAUGGCGACGAAUUCCACCGCUACUACAGUGGUAGCACAUCAGAUCCAGCAAUUUGGGUGACGUAUUUCCCUCAGAUUAAAAUUCCCCGUGAGUAUCGAUCCAGUUGGUGGAACAACUUUAAGGCUUACUUCCACAAUCCAAUCGAUGGCUGUUUUAGCUGUGGCGAUAACACAUGCUUUAAAGUGAAAAGCUGUGGGAUACAUCUGUUGUACGCCCAAGAUCAGAUCCAUUGCCCUCAGCCGUCAAGAGGAAGCCUUGGUGACAGAGAAGAUCACCCAGCCAAGAGAUUAAAGAUUCUCUAGUUUCCAAAAGAUCAAAGCUUUAUUUAAACCCUAGCAAGGUAUGUCUUCUCUCUUUUUUAUUUAUUAGAUGGAAUUAGUGAAAAAAGAAAUAUCUAGAUAACUUUUAAAAUCA